Xenopus tropicalis (tropical clawed frog) is the source of this 3803-nucleotide messenger RNA. It is a transcript of the gene fam234b, whose product is annotated as family with sequence similarity 234 member B. The transcript is spliced from 13 exons. NCBI's taxonomy places the organism in Eukaryota, Metazoa, Chordata, Amphibia, Anura, Pipidae. Bases 320 to 2188 code for a protein of 622 amino acids. Gene Ontology annotation, cellular component: membrane. The record is from RefSeq and is a predicted model, not a curated record.
AGUGCGAGGGAGCGACCAUUCUCACCGAAGGAGGGGGGUGUCUGCCUUUCUGCAUUACAAUCCCCCCCAUCAUUCAGCAACAUAAGCUCCUUCGCUCACAGAUAGCUAGCUAAACUACGACAAAGCCUAAACUGUUAGCAUACUGAGAAUUAGGCAUUGCUAAUUGAGAUGUCACAAAAUCUUAGCAACAUCUUGGUCACAUAGCUGUGAAAUUGCUGUAAACAUUACGACAUCGUGACAUUUAUAUUCUUCCUGUGUUUAUCUAAACUACAACACCCAGAAGCCAUUGCGUGGCGCAUGCGCAGACUAUGCGUGCAGCAUGGCUACGGUGCUGUCCAGGGCUCUGAAGCUGCCAGGAAAGAAGUCCCAUGACCCCCGGGAAUAUGACCCUCUCACACAGGCAGACAGUGAUGAAAGUGAGGAUGAUCUGGUGAUUAACAUCCAGCAGAAUGGAGUCCAGAAUGGGAAAAGCAGUAGGGGUGGAUAUCAGGACCCAAGCUCUGAUGUUGAAAGAGUCUCCAAGAGAGUCCAGCAGCGUCCAGUUGAUGCUAAAGAGGAGGGGCUAACCCCAACAGGAGGACUGGAUCUUGAGCUAAAGGCUACAUCAUCAGUUGUGUCGUAUAUAAGGACCACAGUCUUCCUACUUACAGUUGUUGUCUCCAUGGUCAUGGUUCUUAUUUGCGCAUUUAUCAUUCCUUGUCCUCACAGUGGGCAUCACCAAUUCUGGACACUCCACGUUGGUCAGGAGACAGGUGUUCCUGCUCCUCUGGAACUGUUUGAUGUGAAUAAGGAUGGUGUUCCUGACAUCCUAAUUUCUUUCUCAUCCCGUAAAAAUGUGUCCCAAGAUGCUGUGAGGCAUCACAUCUCAGUAGCAGCCCUAUCUGGCAUUAAUAACAGCAUCCUUUGGAGCAGUCGUGUGCAGGAGGAAAUCCAAACUGUAAAGUGUGGAUUGUUGGUACCUGAUUCCCUACAGAAUAAUACUUGUCUUCUAACCGGACGCUCUAAACUUCUGCAGCUUGUCAGCGCUACCUCAGGAAAACCAAUCUGGACCACUUUGGUUCAUCCGUCCAGUGGGGCUUUGGCUACUUCUGCAGUUGUCCUGCCAGACCUAAAUGGGGAUCAUACUAGUGACUUAUUAAUACUUACCGUCGGAGAGCAACAGCCACGACUUGGAUUCCAGUUGGUCUCUGGUCUGACUGGGCAACUGCUGGGAGAGGUUGUUAAAUAUGAAGCUGCAGUUAAAGGCAAACUCCAAGGACCUCAGGUCCAUUACACUGCUCAGGGAGCCAUAUACAUCUUGUUUGGGAUUGGGAAUGUGCAGGCAGUUGCUCUCAAAGAUUUUUACAUGCAGGCAAAAACUGGAGAGAGUUUGCCCAGAGCUCUGCAGAAGAAGGAUCCAGAGUGGGAGAAACGGAGAACAGCAAAUGGCUCUCAGACGAUCAAUGUUUACAGGGAAGGAGUGGAGUUCCUACAAAACAUUCCAGUGAUGAACAGUAACUGCAGUGACCUGCUUAUCACUACGACCGAUGGCCUGACAUUGCUGCGGGGGAAAGAUUUGCAGAAGAGAUGGGCUGUUAGCCUAAAGAACAUCAACAGUCAGCCACAGCCUGGACACUAUAAUCCUGAUGGAAGCCUAGACUUCUUAUUGCAAGUUUAUAGCAACAAUACUUCGAAAAGGAUCAUCAUUAUUAAUGGCACAUCUGGUGAAUCUCUUUGGGAAUGGGAAGUUCCAUGGCAUGUGAAGGAAACAACAGUGGCUGCUUCUGUUCCAACCUCAGAUGGAAGGUCUGCCUUUAUUUUCUGGGGCGAUGGUAGCCUUCUGGCCACCGGCAGAAAUCUGAAUACACAAGUUGAUACACAGUGGAAUAGACAUCUCCUCCUUCUCCACCCAAGCUAUCCUGAUGUUAUUCUGGAUCUCUUUAAUGUUAGCACAAACAUUGUUACGAUGGCAGUUGGUAUGAAGGAACUGGAGAAAGAUGCCAUAGUCAUCAUUGUGACAUCAGACCGAGACAUGGGAAUUUCAGACAAUGUGCCUCAAAGCUUAGUGGUCAGCAAGCUUGCCUUGAGAUGGGCUAUGUCUUACAGCCAUCCUUUGUCUAUGGGAAAUACAAAAGUGAAGCCUAAGGUUGAAGAUGUGAAGAGGAUUCUUAGUCGGCUAAAGUUCAGUACUGUCCCUCAGAAGCCAUAGCCAUGUCAUCUCAUGGAGACGAAAUAUUGGAGGAUGGAUUCAACAAGGGACUUACCUGUAAUGUGUGGUACUCUUCCUGCUGUUGGAAAUACAUGGUAUCACAGCAAACCUCACAGCACAAACAUUGUUUCUUAACCUGGGGUAUCCAGAUGUUUCUUGACUACAAGUCACAUAUCAAUCUUCAAUAUAUUGUCAUAAAUGAAAGCCUACUGAGAUUUGUAGUUCAGCGACAUCUGAGGACUAGAUUUUUUUUUAAGUGCUUGGGCUCGUUUUUGAACAUUAUGCUGAUAGAUGGAAUGUCUUAACUUAUUACCUUAUUAACUUAUUACAUUAUCUUAAUAUCAGCAUACCUGGAAACUUUCUAUGUCAUGUUUAAGAUAAUAUUAACCACCAAAACCUUUAGUUGUUGCCACAGAUGCGGUGGAACCACUCCAUAGUAAGUAGGAUCUAUAAUUACAUCCUGUAGACUUUUGAUGACAUACAAACAUAUGAAUAUCAAUGCAUGGCUCCUUACCAUUAUUUUGCAUCUCAUGAGUACUGUUAUAAAAGGCAAAUCUCAGUUGGCUUUUAAAGAGAGAUGUUUUGCCUUUUACCUUGAACCUUAGCUGGUUUAUAACCAACAAAAUGAAUAAUGUAGCCAUUUGUAAGUGUGUGUAAUUAUUUGGCUGUUCUGAAAAUUCUUAACUGUGCGCAUUAUUUUUCAAUUGAAACAUUGUCUAGAACAAGAUGAUUUUUGGAAAUGACAAACAAAGAUUUGUACUUGUAUAGAUAAAUGAUGGCUUUUGUAAGGUACUGUAAGCUGUUUUUAUGCCAUCCAUGACAUGAUAGUUUUUUUCCAUGGAGUGUAAGAAACAGGGUAUUAUGUACUGCGAGGUCAGGGUGGGCAACAUGUGGCCCUUUGGAUGACUUAUUAUUGCCACUGACGCUGCUAUUGGGGACUAGAGUCUGCUUAAAGAGACAUGAAGUUCAGACCUGAAUGUUCUCCAAAUAAGUGUUAAUUAUACUCCCCAUUUUAACCCCUGUGCAAUGCUGAAUAGCAGUAGAAACACUUGAUUUAAAGGGAAGUUAACACUUAAAUCGUAGAUUUUCAUCUCUUUUGCUGUAAGCAUACCUUAGUCCGAAUCUAACCCCAGCAUGGAAUGUCUGGUAGAGCCCAAAUAACUCUGACCUGUGUGUAAAAUAUGCUGUUAUAUGGAUUUAUGGGGCAGGCAUGCACAAGCUCAGGCACUCAAUGUUGCUGAUCUCCAGUUCCCAGAAUCCUUCUGACACUUUUGGGAAGAAAGGGUGGGAUUGACUUAUUUACACUAACAUCUGAUGUUGGAAUCCCUGGCCAGAUCAGUGAUAAAUACUGUAAAACGUAAUCAGUUCCAACAUUUGUUGCAUUCUGUUCAUAUGUGUGCACAUCCAUUGUGAUACAUGAGUAAGGUUGCAGCCUCACCCUCUUUAAAGGAGAACUACACCUCCCCAGCUAUAAAAGCCCCCUUUAACUGGCCUGCCUUGACCCCCCUCACCGCAGCUGCGUACCUGGGCAUCUUCUGUACAAUCGCCGAUUUUGAUGCAUGCUGUAUUGCUGCACAUAAAUCAGUUCAGUCUAAAUUAAAGGGGACCUGUCACC